Magnolia sinica is the source of this 490-nucleotide messenger RNA. Its product is annotated as membrane steroid-binding protein 2-like. Bases 41 to 490 code for a protein of 149 amino acids. The transcript is spliced from 2 exons. The record is from RefSeq and is a predicted model, not a curated record. Gene Ontology annotation, cellular component: membrane; endomembrane system. NCBI's taxonomy places the organism in Eukaryota, Viridiplantae, Streptophyta, Magnoliopsida, Magnoliales, Magnoliaceae.
UCUCUCUCUCUCUCUCUCUCUCUCUCUCUGAAAUCCGGCCAUGGCUACUCUUGUCUCAACCGUCGAUCUCGUCUCAACCAUCGAUCAGCUGUGGGCCACCCUAAAAGAUUCCAUCACAGCUUACACAGGCCUCUCCCCGACUACCUUCUUCACGGUCCUAGCCCUAGGGAUGGCCUUCUACUAUGCCGUCUCCAACUUCUUCGAUUCUCCACCUCCUCCGCGGAGGUCGAGGGAUUACGAGGUGAAGAUGGAGCCUCUGCCGCCUCAGGUCCAGCUCGGGGAGAUCACGGAGGAGGAGCUGAAGGUGUACGACGGAUCGGACCCUAAGAAGCCACUACUGAUGGCGAUCAAGGGCCUUCCGUUGCUCGUGAAUCUCCGAUUCUCAGGGAUUUGCAUUGAAAAUGUUAUACUGAUGCUCAAGCUGAGGAUUAUAAUGGAAUCCCCAAUCUGGCAACUGGAUUUGGGGUUUGAAUUCAAAAUCCCUAAUUGA